AUGCAUUCCGUGUUGUAUUUUAUGGGAUUAAGUGCAUUUUUUGGUAUCAUCAAUACUAAAAAAGUGUCACCCCUGCCAAGCCUUAAAUCCUUUAGAGACGACUAUGACAGUGUAGCUAAGACAGGUGUGGCUGUUGGUUAUGUGAAAGACCAUUGUAAAAACAACCAGGACAUAAGAAACUCGAUUAUAGCGUUCGAGGCUAGAGCCAAAGGAAGUGCUCAGACAGUAAGACAGGGGAACAUAGUUAAAUUUGGAGAAGUGGAUCUGACUAUGGGAGGCAGCUACAACGCAGUUAAAGGGAUUUUCAUCGCUCCAAAAUCGGGGGUUUACAUCUUUGGUUGGACGACACUUACGCCAAAUGGUAGAUACGCUUAUACAUCUCUAGUCUUGAAUGGUAGAAGAAAGGCUUACAAUUAUUGUCACAAUAACAAUCACUCUAUCACAAUGUCAUGUAGUAGAAUGGCUGUAGUAAGACUGACAGCUGGAGAUAAGACUUGGAUUGACACUUUUGAUGGAACAGCAACUGUUGAACCGAAAUGUUCUUCCUUCUCUGGUUUCAUGUUGUAA
This is a messenger RNA of Saccostrea echinata, 567 nucleotides long. RefSeq lists its product as uncharacterized. The record is from RefSeq and is a predicted model, not a curated record. NCBI's taxonomy places the organism in Eukaryota, Metazoa, Mollusca, Bivalvia, Ostreida, Ostreidae. Bases 1 to 567 code for a protein of 188 amino acids. The transcript is spliced from 2 exons. Gene Ontology annotation, molecular function: protein binding.